GGGCGGGGUCGCACUGUACCCGGAUUGAGGCAACAUGGCGAUCUCCUGRAAUAAAAAUUGAUGUGCCUAGAAGUAGAUUUGAAAGGUGGUUGUUCUUCAGAACAUCUUUCAUCAUAUCGUCUGAUCAUCGUAAAACACCAUGGCAUCGAUAGCAUUCAAAUGGGUGAUGUCAAAGAGAAUUCUCUGGAAGCAUUUAUUUCCAGUUCAAAACAGUGCUUUAUCUGGUGUUUGUCAUAAAUCCACAUUUUCUUCUCUUCCAGAUGACUAUAAUUGCAAAGUAGAGCUUGCUUUGACAUCUGAUGGCAGAACAAUAGUAUGCUACCAUCCUUCUGUGGAUAUCCCAUAUGAACAUACACAACCUAUUCCUCAACCAGAUCCUUUGCACAGUAAUGAAGAAACACAUGAUCAAGUGCUAAAAAYCAGAUUAGAAGAAAAAGAUGAACACCUUGAGGAAGGACCCAUGAUAGAAAAACUUAGUAAAAUGUUUUUUACUACUAAGCAUCGUUGGUAUCCUCAUGGACAGUAUCAUAGACGUCGUAAGAAUCCGAAUCCUCCAAAAGACAGAUGAUAUUGAGACUCCUGGGAGAAUCAAAGAAAAAUGUUAUCUGGUGUCUCAUUUGCCAUUUGAGAAAAUGCAAUCUGGUGUAUUCACUAAUAUGUUAUUUAGUAAUAUAAUAAUAAAAUGUCUUUUCAUAUAUUAGAAUAUGUAUUUAUUAAUCCUGGACUUUACAUUUUUAUUUA
This is a messenger RNA of Urocitellus parryii (Arctic ground squirrel), 741 nucleotides long. It is a transcript of the gene Mrpl42, whose product is annotated as mitochondrial ribosomal protein L42. Gene Ontology annotation, cellular component: mitochondrial large ribosomal subunit. NCBI's taxonomy places the organism in Eukaryota, Metazoa, Chordata, Mammalia, Rodentia, Sciuridae. The record is from RefSeq and is a predicted model, not a curated record.